CAAGUUACUAAUUAAAUGAAGUUUCUAUUGGCAUGCGUAGUUGAAAAGAAGAUGAUGUGAUGUUGUAUUGAGGGAGUGAUAAUUGGCGAUGCAGAGUCUGCAACAGAAGGCCUCUGAAUGGAGUGGAGUUUCCAUAGCUGAUGCUUUUGCCAUAGACGAGGCCAAUUUGUUUCACAAGCUUGGCCUUCAAACCUUGGUUAAUCUCUCUACCAAUUUCUACAACAGGGUGUAUGACGACGACCAAGAGUGGUUUCGUUCAAUAUUUGCCAAUUCUGACAAACAGAACGCAAUUCAGAACCAGAUCGAGUUCCUCGUCCAGAGAAUGGGUGGCCCCACUCUCUAUUCUCAAAGAAGAGGGCACCCUGCACUAAUCGCUAGACAUCGACCAUUUCCUCUCACGCAUGAAGCUGCAAACAGGUGGUUACAUCAUAUGGGACAAGCAUUGGACAGUACCUCAGCCAUAGAUGAUGACUCAAAGAUCAAACUCAUCAACUUUUUCAGGCACACUGCAUAUUUCCUUGUGGCUGGAGUUGAGCAUAAGGAUCAAAACUUUCACGUACCGUGUAAGGAUGCAGCCCUGAAGCAGCACCCAUGUAAAAACUUUUAGCAUUUUUCUCUUUGUGCAACGUUGACACGAAUAAGGUAUCAUCAUAUCAGAUGUCAAAUACAAUGUUCGAUGAUCAGUUUGUAUUUGAGGAUAUUCUAAACUCAAGCAUUAUUAUGUUUCAUAAACGAAUCUCGUUAAUUA
Messenger RNA from Glycine soja, 748 nucleotides. RefSeq names its product two-on-two hemoglobin-3-like. Gene Ontology annotation, biological process: oxygen transport. The record is from RefSeq and is a predicted model, not a curated record. Lineage: Eukaryota; Viridiplantae; Streptophyta; Magnoliopsida; Fabales; Fabaceae. Gene Ontology annotation, molecular function: heme binding; oxygen binding; oxygen carrier activity. Bases 89 to 607 code for a protein of 172 amino acids. The transcript is spliced from 3 exons.